Molecule: messenger RNA, 2105 nt
Organism: Chenopodium quinoa (quinoa)
Lineage: Eukaryota; Viridiplantae; Streptophyta; Magnoliopsida; Caryophyllales; Amaranthaceae
Product: pentatricopeptide repeat-containing protein At1g33350-like
Exons: 1
Coding region: 271-1899 (542 amino acids)
Biological process (GO): RNA modification
Molecular function (GO): protein binding; RNA binding
Source: RefSeq, a predicted model, not a curated record
AUUGAAGUCACAUUGUAGAAGUUUUCACCAGAGUUCUUAUCGGUAUCUUCAUGUUCAAUUUUUUUAAGAAUCGUAGAUGUUUGCAACCGAUCACUUUUUUAAGGUGACAAUUGUCAUCUUAAAAAGAGUUAUACUCAGUAAUACAAACUACAAAGUGCAAUAAAAACAACGCUUUCCCUCUACUUGUCGUAUCGAGUCAACUUUUGUUGGAAGUAACUACUAUCACCUCGGACACAUCCGUUCCCGCUCAACCAUUAUGCAGGUAAGAAUAUGGUCACCCUCUCAAACACCUCCAACCUGACUGAAACUGUAGUAGCCAUACUCGAAAAGUGCAAAACUCUCAACCAUCUCAAACAACUUCAAUCCUCUCUCAUCACUCUUGGUCAAGCGCAAGCUCAGUUCUUCGUCUUCAGACUCAUUCGUUUCUGCACCCUUCAUCUUUCCGACCUUCAUUACGCUCGUUUGAUCUUUGAUCAUGUCAAUUCGCCCAAUGUUUACCUCUACAGUGCAAUUAUCAACGCUUAUGCUGCUAAAUCCCAUCAUUUUGCAGUUCUUAGCUUGUAUAAGAACAUGGUUGAUAAGGGUCGUCCUCGACCUAACCAUUUUGUUUACCCCAGUGCCCUGAAAUCAAGUUCUGAAGUUUUUGAUUCUUAUGGAUUGAAAAUGGUGCAUACCCAGAUUGUAAAAACAGGUUUUGGAUCAAACCCUAUUGUUCAAACUGCUCUUGUGGAUUCUUAUACUAGGUUUUGUUCUGAUUUUGGGACUGCACGCCAACUGUUUGAUGAAAUGUCUGAGAGAAAUGUUGUUUCUUGGACUGCUAUGAUAUCUGGUUAUGCUAGAUUGGGGAAGAUGGGGAAUGCGAUUAUUCUGUUUGAUGAGAUGCCUGAAAGGGAUGUUCCUUCUUGGAAUGCUAUAAUUGCUGGGUGCACACAGAAUGGGUUGUUUCCAGAGGCGAUUUCAUACCUUAGAAGAAUGUUGGCUCCAUGUGAGAUGCAGCUUAGACCGAAUGAAGUUACUUUGGCUUGUGCUCUUUCUGCUUGCGGUCAAACGGGUAUGCUUCAGCUUGGGAAGGAAACACAUGGCUAUAUUUGUAGAAAGGGUAUUGGUCGUGAUUCGUAUAUCUCGAAUGCAUUGAUUGAUAUGUAUGGAAAAUGUGGUUGCUUGAAGGAAGCUAGACUUGUUUUUGACACUACUACUGAUAAAAGUAUGACAUCUUGGAAUUCGAUGAUCAAUUGUUAUGCACUUCACGGGCAAAGUAGGAGUGCACUUGAUGUUUUUGAGGAAAUGAUUCAAACCGAGAACGAUGUGAGGCCUGAUGAAAUUACUUUUAUUGGUCUAUUGAAUGCUUGUACUCAUGGAGGUUUGGUUGAGAGAGGAUAUUACUAUUUUGGCUUAAUGACCAAAGUCUAUGGUAUUGAGCCUCAAAUUGAGCACUAUGGGUGUGUAGUUGAUCUUCUUGGUCGAGCAGGUAGGUUUGAAGAAGUUAUGGAUAUUAUCAGUGGCAUGAAGGUCAAAGCUGAUGAGGUUAUCUGGGGUUCCCUGCUCAAUGGGUGUAAAAUUCAUGGCAAUUCACAUUUAGCGGAGUUUGCAAUCAGAAAGUUGAUUGAGAUUGAUCCUAAUAAUGGUGGCUACAUGUCAAUGUUAGCAAAUUUAUAUGUGGGAUUGGCUAAGUGGGAUGAGGUCCGUGGAGUGAGGAAGAUGUUGAAGGAGCGGGACGCACAAAAGAUCCCUGGCUGCAGCUGGAUUGAGGUUGACUGCAGAAUCCACCAGUUUCAUUCCACUGAUAAAACACAUCCCAGAGCAGAAGAGAUAUACAACAUACUGGAAAGUCUUUUUGAUUUUAUUAACCAAGGAUUACUAGAUCAUGUGUGUGAUGGAAACAUUAAUUUGACAUAUUGACACUGGUGAAAACAAUACAGCAACUUUUAUAACCUAAAUCUUUAUCGAUAAUAUACAGAGGUGGAAUGUGAAUAAGUGAAUUUUAGAAAGUACUUAUUCCGUAGUCUAAUGGUCCAACCUUCCUGAUGAAUUGUGUUGAAGUGUCAAUUUAUAAUGCAGAAUUAUCUGCAUGCUUUUAAUGACAUAGAAAUAUCAUAAUGUUGUCA